This is a messenger RNA of Lepisosteus oculatus (spotted gar), 11997 nucleotides long. NCBI's taxonomy places the organism in Eukaryota, Metazoa, Chordata, Actinopteri, Semionotiformes, Lepisosteidae. The record is from RefSeq and is a predicted model, not a curated record.
ACGCGCUUCGGUUGCUGUCUGGAAUCCGCUAGGAAGAGCAAAAAAAAAAACCACAAACGUAGACCUGUCCUGUGCACAUUGGCUCCACUGACAAGAUGCCAGACAGAUCCCCUUCGCAGCGGAGUGUGGUACCGCGUCGACUCCAACCCCCUCCCAUCGCACCGAGGUAUCAAAUGACGGGGUCGACCCGAGACCCUCGUCUGUUUCCAAUCCGUAGUGUCAUUCACCAGCACGGUCACGUGAAUCCAGAGGGCCGUGCUUUUGGGUAUCUCGACCAAAAGGGGCAAUCUCACACAUUCCCCACCCCCAGCCAAAAAAAGACAGAUUUGAGUCCAUGAAAAUCUCGUAGCAACGGACGGACCCAGCGGAGCUGGCAUUGUGGGCUGUUCGCUCCGUCCAAGACCCUACAAACGUGUGCGCAAAACGGAAUAUACUCUCUGGGUACGGGGGUGACAUGUAGGAGACCUGCUGCUGGCGAGUCUUCCGAAGGAAAUCGCGGGAUUUGCGGAUUUCUACUUUUCUUCUUUUUAUGGAUGCAACGUAGCUUUUGGGGAAAAAGACCUCGGUGGUUCGUUUUCCCACUGCUGCCCCCCGUUUCAAGGAAGGGGGCUCCUUGGAAACGGAUAAGCCGAAGUCGAAUGUGAUUCCACGUAUUUGCACAUAAUGGAGGUGUGAAGUAUGUCAAGAAACACUAUUGGCAAGACGUCCUGUUUGAAGCCCCCCAGCUUUCCAUUGUGGGGCCUUGGCUCUCCAGCCAGGUCAAAGGUCAACGCCAAGCAUGCUGCCACGCCGUCACCUCCGGAUGCCAGCCUUACUGCCACUGGUGUCCCUGCUGCUGUCGCUGCUCCUGAUUGGCUGCGAGGCCAAAGCACCACCCAAAUUCACCAAGGUGCCAGUUGACCAGACAGGAGUGUCUGGGGGGGUGGUCUCCUUCGUGUGCCAGGCAACAGGUGACCCCAAGCCACGAGUGACCUGGAACAAGAAGGGAAAGAAGGUCAACUCUCAGCGGAUCGAGACGAUCGAGUUUGAUGAAGGGGCAGGGGCUGUGUUAAGGAUACAGCCUCUCCGAGCGCCAAGGGAUGAGAACAUUUAUGAGUGCGUAGCUGAAAACUCAGAGGGGGAAGUCACCGUCAGCGCCAAGCUUUCCAUUAUCAGAGAGGACCAGCUGCCUCCUGGGUUCCCCAACAUUGACAUGGGCCCCCAACUGAAGGUGGUGGAGCGUACUCGCACAGCGACCAUGUUGUGUGCUGCCAGCGGGAACCCCGACCCCGAAAUCACCUGGUUUAAGGACUUCCUGCCCAUUGACCCCAGUGCAAGUAAUGGGAGAAUCAAGCAGCUUAGAUCAGAAGCCUUCGAGGGUACUCCUAUACGAGGAGCCCUACAGAUUGAAAACAGCGAGGAGACAGACCAGGGCAAAUAUGAGUGUGUGGCGUCCAACAUCGAAGGCGUGCGUUACUCCUCCCCCGCUAACCUUUACGUGCGAGAGCUUCGAGAAGUCCGCCGGGUGCCACCCAGAUUCUCCAUCAUGCCCACCAGUCACGAGAUCAUGCCCGGGGGCAGUGUCAACAUCACCUGCGUGGCGGUGGGCUCCCCCAUGCCCUACGUCAAGUGGAUGCUGGGAGCCGAAGACCUGACUCCAGAAGACGAGAUGCCUGUAGGACGUAAUGUACUGGAGCUGAACAGUGUCAGGGAAUCUGCCAACUACACCUGCGUGGCUCUGUCCAGCCUUGGCGUCAUUGAGGCUGUAGCACAGAUCACUGUCAAGUCACUGCCUAAGCCUCCAGGGACUCCUAUUGUGACCGAAACCACAGCAACCAGUAUCACCAUCACCUGGGAUUCAGGCAACCCUGACCCUGUCUCAUACUACAUCAUCCAGUACCGCGGCAAGCAGGUGGACAGCAAGUUUGAGACCGUAGAUGGCAUCACCACCACCCGCUACAGCAUCGGAGGGCUUAGCCCAAACACCGAGUACGAGAUCCGAGUGUCUGCUGUCAACACCAUCGGUCAGGGUCCCCCCAGCGAACCUGUGGAGGCCCGCACAGGAGAACAGGCCCCUGCCAGCCCUCCACGCAACAUCCAGGCCCGCAUCAUUAGUCCAAACACCAUGAUGGUGAGGUGGGACGAGCCCGAGGAGCCUAAUGGGCAGAUCAAAGGGUACCGCGUGUAUUACACCAUGGACCCCUCCAAGCCCAUGAGCCUCUGGCAGAUACACAACGUGCAGGACAGCGUCAUCACCACCGUGCAGAGCCUGGUGCCAUCCGAGACGUACACGAUCCGGGUGCUGGCUUUCACCUCUGUGGGAGACGGCCCGUUCUCCGACCCCAUUCACGUGAAGGUCCUGCAGGGAGUGCCGGGACAGCCAGCUAAAUUCCAAGUAGGAGCAGUUUCUGCCAAUAGCAUUGAGCUGACCUGGGAGCCAGCCUAUGAUAAGGAAGGGAUCAUCACCUAUGAGCUGCACUACAAAGAGGGCAAGUUUGGAACCGAGGUCGUCAAAACAUUUGGCCCCACUUCUUCUUAUACUGUAGAAGGCCUGCGAGCCAACACUGAGUACUUCUUCACACUGGCAGCCAUCUCCGACAAGGGGAUCGGCGCGUUCACCAACGAGAUAUCACAGAAAACGUCCCAGGCCAAGCCCUCCGCCCCCCCUCAAGACAUUAAGUGCUCCAGCUCCAGCUCCACCACCAUACUGGUAAGUUGGCGCCCGCCCCCAGCGGACAGCCAGAAUGGCGCCCUUGCGGGGUAUAGCGUGCGUUACCAGGCUGUGGGAGGAGAGGACAGCAACCCCAAGGAAGUGACCGACAUCCCCCCCUCGACCAGUCAAGUUCUGCUGGAAGGGCUGGAGAAGUGGACGCAGUACCGGGUCUCUGUGGUGGCCUACACCUCCGUGGGGCCCGGCCCGGAGAGCGAGCCCGUCACCAUCCGGACAGACGAAGACGUGCCGGGAGCUCCCCCUCGCAAGGUGGAGGUGGAGGUGAUCAAUUCGACUGCCCUGAAGGUCACGUGGCGCUCGCUGCAGCCUGGGCGCCAGCACGGACAGAUCCGGGGGUACCAGGUGCACUACGUGCGGGUAGAGAACGGUGAAUCUCGAGGACUGCCCCUCAUCAAGGAUGUCAUGCUGGCAGACGCCCAGUGGGAAACCGAUGAUACAGCUGAAUAUGAAAUGAUCAUUGCUGGGCUUCAACCCGACACCACUUACUCCAUCACUGUGGCAGCCUACACCACGAAAGGGGACGGCGCCCGUAGCAAACCGAAACUGGUGGUGACAAAGGGGGCAGUUCCCGGCAAGCCAGCUCUGUCCGUCCAGCAGACCUCAGGCAACAUGGCCCUGGUAAAGUGGCAGCCAGCCAGCCAACCCACUUUGGAGAUUCAAGGCUACCGGCUCCAAUUUGGCCGAAAAGACAUCACUCCGCUGGCCACUCUGGAGUUCACAGCACAGGAGCAUGAGUAUACCAUCAACAACGUGCACAAGGGUGCCACGUACAUUUUCAAACUUUCUGCCAAGAGCCGCUCAGGCUUUGGGGAGGAGGUAAUACGGGAGCUCAGCGUGCCAGAGGAGGUACCAAAGGGCUACCCACAAAUCACUGAGGGCUCCAACGUCAGCUGUUGUACGGUUCAGUUCUCCUGGCUCCCACCAGUUCUUGCAGAGAGAAAUGGGGUGAUCACCCAAUACACAGUAGCUUACAAAGAGUCGGGAAGCUCCAGUAACCCCAGCGAGCUGACUCUCCCAGCCAGCCAGUCCAGCCUGACCUUAAACGGCCUCAGCCCAAACUCGGCUUAUGAUGUGAAGAUCCGAGCACACACCAGUGUAGGUCCAGGUCCCUACAGCCCCCCCAUCCAGUAUCGGACAGUGGCGGUCGAGACAGACGUCCCAAAGAAUUUCAGGAUCAAGCUGGUUACCAAGACCUCGAUCUUGCUUACCUGGGAAUUCCCAGAGAGCAGAUCUCCUUACCGUUGCACGAUUGAGUAUAACAGGCUGAAGAUGGACGUGGAUGCCAGGGAUACAAAGGCACUGAUCACCAACCUGCGUCCCAACACUACCUACGACUUCAAGAUCACCAGCCUGGAAGACAACAUCGGUGGCCUGAGACACAGGGUACAGGCUAGAACAGCCCCAUCUAUCCUGGUCCACAAGCCUGUGCUGGAUCAUUAUCGGGACAGCGACAGAACUCUUACUAUUAAAUUCCCAUCCCUGGAAAACAAAGACAUAGUCAAGAAUGUUUAUGUGGUGGUUGUUCCCCUGAAGAAAGUCCGGGGACUAUUUGUCAGGCAUUGGAAAAACCCAGAUGAAAUGGAUCUCGAAGAGCUCCUUAAGGACAUCACCCAGCGCCGGCACAGGCGAAGCAUGAGACACCUUCGCCAGCUCGACUUUCAGAAGCCUUACAUUGCUGCCUGCUUUGAGCCAUCCAUACUGCCCUCCUACUUCAAAGUAGGAAACCAAGUUGUUUAUAAUGGCUUUGAGAACCGGGCCUUAGAACCAGGCCAGGAGUACGUCUUCUUCCUUUUAGCAGAGCUCAACAUGACCACAGUGAAAAUGUUUGCAGCAAGCCCGUACACUGACUCGGUGAUGGCCCCAGAAGUGGAUCCCCAGCCCAUGGAUGGUGGAGAUGGGCUGAUCUGGGUGGUGGGACCUGUGCUGGCUGUGGUCUUCAUUAUCUGCAUAGUCAUUGCCAUCCUUCUCUACAAGAACAAACCUGACAGUAAACGGAAGGAGUCGGAACCACGCACCAAGUGUCUUCUGAACAAUGCCGAAAUCACACCGCACCACCCCACAGACCCCGUGGAGAUGAGACGCAUCAACUUCCAGACUCCAGAUUCUGGUCUCAGCAGUCCCCACAGUGAAGCCGAUUUUGACAUUGAAAGUAUGCUCAACCACCCACCUAUUCCCAUCACCGAGCUGGCCGAACACACUGAGCUGCUCAAAGCCAAUGACAACCUCAAUCUGGCUCAGGAAUAUGAGUCUAUCGAUCCUGGGCAGCAGUUCACAUGGGAACACUCCAACCUUGAAGUCAACAAGCCCAAGAACCGCUACGCCAACGUGAUCGCUUACGACCACUCGCGCGUCAUCCUGGCUCCCAUUGAAGGCAUCGCCGGGAGCGACUACAUCAAUGCCAACUACAUAGAUGGAUACCGCAAGCAGAAUGCUUACAUCGCUACCCAGGGUACCCUGCCAGAGACCUUCGGAGACUUCUGGAGGAUGGUUUGGGAGCAGAGGUCUGCCACCAUAGUUAUGAUGACCAGGCUAGAGGAGAAGUCAAGGAUAAAGUGCGACCAGUACUGGCCCAGCCGAGGGACAGAAACUUAUGGCAUGAUCCAGGUGACGCUGCUGGACACGAUUGAGCUGGCCACGUUCUGCGUGCGCACCUUCUCCCUGCACAAGAAUGGCUCCAGCGAAAAGCGGGAGGUUCGACAGUUCCAGUUCACAGCGUGGCCAGAUCACGGGGUACCAGAGUACCCCACCCCUUUCCUGGCUUUCCUGCGCCGGGUGAAAACCUGCAACCCCCCAGACGCAGGGCCCAUCAUCGUCCACUGCAGUGCUGGUGUCGGCCGCACAGGCUGUUUCAUCGUCAUCGACGCCAUGCUAGAGCGGAUCAAGCAUGAGAAGACGGUGGACAUUUACGGCCACGUGACCCUGAUGAGAUCACAGAGGAACUACAUGGUGCAGACAGAGGACCAGUACAGCUUCAUUCAUGACGCCCUCCUGGAAGCCGUGGCUUGUGGGAACACGGAAGUCGCGGCUCGCAGUCUCUACACCUACAUUCAGAAACUUUCACAAAUCGAAACAGGAGAGCAUGUUACUGGCAUGGAGCUGGAAUUCAAGCGCCUGGCCAACUCGAAAGCCCACACGUCCAGGUUCAUAAGUGCCAACCUUCCCUGUAACAAAUUCAAGAACCGCCUAGUCAACAUCAUGCCCUACGAGACCACUCGCGUGUGCCUGCAGCCAAUCAGAGGGUUGGAGGGCUCCGACUACAUUAACGCGAGCUUCAUCGAUGGAUACAGACAACAGAAGGCUUACAUUGCCACACAGGGACCCCUGGCAGAAACCACAGAAGAUUUCUGGAGGAUGCUAUGGGAGAACAACUCAACCAUCGUGGUCAUGCUUACCAAACUGAGAGAAAUGGGAAGGGAAAAGUGUCACCAAUACUGGCCUGCGGAACGUUCUGCAAGGUACCAGUAUUUUGUUGUGGACCCCAUGGCUGAAUACAACAUGCCCCAGUACAUCCUGAGGGAAUUCAAAGUUACAGAUGCCAGAGAUGGUCAGUCACGGACAGUGCGGCAGUUCCAGUUCACAGACUGGCCUGAGCAGGGUGUGCCAAAGUCUGGAGAGGGCUUCAUAGAUUUCAUUGGCCAGGUACACAAAACCAAGGAGCAGUUCGGACAAGAUGGACCCAUCUCUGUACACUGCAGCGCGGGAGUGGGACGGACCGGAGUCUUCAUCACGCUCAGCAUCGUCCUAGAGCGCAUGCGCUAUGAAGGGGUGGUGGAUAUCUUCCAGACGGUCAAGAUGUUGCGAACGCAGCGGCCGGCCAUGGUGCAAACAGAAGAUGAAUACCAGUUUUGCUACCAGGCUGCUCUGGAAUACCUAGGAAGUUUUGAUCACUAUGCAACGUAAUAAGCCAUCUUGUCAGCGAUUUUACCGUCCCCCAGUCCACAGUCUUCUGAGCCAUAGAAACUUGCGUGAAAUUUUAAGACAAAAUUCUCAACAUAACAACAAGAUGAAGAACAACAACAACAACAACAACGAAAAACACUUAUUCGGACUAAAAAAAAAAAGACUGUAGUGAGGGAGGAAGGAAUUUUAAAGGAGUGCGUCACACAUACAGAAGCCCUCACUCAGGAAUAAUCUGGAACCAAAUGGAGGCUCAAGCUGUCGGUUGGGAACUUUUUUUAUGUGUUGGACUGCUAACCUUACCUCAAGUGUUCAGACGUGGAGGACAUUAUAAAUAUUUUGUGGACAUCUAUUAAAUACAAAAAAAACAACAAAAACAACAGUAAACAAAAAAAACUACAUCAAAAUGUUGCUUCAUUUUGAUGCUCAAGAAGGGAGAAACAAGUUCUGUGUUUUAAAUUGACAAAAUAAGAAAAAAGGGGACUUGGUUACAUUAGACUAAGGAUUCAUGUGUCCAUGAUCAGGGUUAUGUUUCAGCAGUACAUCCCUUUGGAAAGGGGGAGUAAUAACAUAGUGAUUCUGGCAUCGUAGACAAGCCUUCAAGCUGUGCCCACUGUUGUCCCAGGAAAUGGUAGUUUAGACCCCUAAGAGAUUUAAUGUCUUCAUAGAGAACAGGAGAUUGAAUAUUAGUACCAAGGAAAGAGGAGGAGAUAAUGCAGUCCACCCCACCCAUCUUUACCACCCAUUGCUUGUUACACCCUGAUGUUAGGCCGAGUGAAGACUUGACACUUGCUUCUGUUAGCCUUCCAGCAGUCCUUACAAGCAAUUAUGGGCUGUCAAAAAAAAGCAAUCUAGAUUUAAAGAAAAAAUAUUUUUUUAAAAUCUAUUUUUAACAACAGAACAGUCGAGGGUUUAAAAGGCAAAAGGAAUUUGAAAACAUCACGUUUAAUAGGAAUAUUUUUCUGCUUCCGCAGCAUAUGGAUUUAGGCAGAGGUCAAGCAGCCAGCAACGUUACGUUAAGGGAGUGGAGGAAGGGUGGUGCAUUUCUGAAUGUUGAAGUUGAAGUAUAAACUGGAGGGCAAGGGGCAUAACUGAAAUGUAUUGGAUUUCUCCUGCAAGAGAAGCCUUUUUUCCAAGAAAGAGAAGUGAGGACACAGUUGUUCAAAGUUGAAGAGAUUCUUAUCUGGGUGUGUUGUUGUCCAGUGAAGUUCUCUGUCAGUAUCUGUAUAUCUGUUAACUGUACUUGCAUACAGGUGAAUUGUGGACUUUGAAAAGCACUUUAUCCAGACUCUCUCAAAUGUGCUCCCUUUUUAAAUUUGGUAACAACAAAUUUGGGUUAACUCGCGGACAAGUGAAAACAAUCCAGAAUAUUCCAUCAGGGCUUUCUGGGGUCUGGGCUAGAACGGAUGGUUAGAACCAAAUAUUUGAGCGGACUGGGGUUAUCCACAUGAUGAUCGCUGUAUAAAUUGCUCAAUAAUAGACUGAAACAAAUGCUAUUUUCACCAAAAGUCUAAAAAGUCCGUUUAUUAUGUAUGAAUCCAUUACCUUCUUAAAUUCUGAAAGUUCUGAACCACUUCAUUUAAUUGCAGUAAGCUCUUUCAACUAUUCAGGAUUCUUUUGUUAAGACAUCAAAAGGGCUGGGUAUCUGCUGCUCACUUCACAAUAAUCAGAUUAUCUUCUGUAAACAGGGAGCAGAGAGAUAUAAAUGCUGUGCAUUACAAGGUCAGUUUUAAGGCUGCAUGAAUGUCUCAGAAACUGUGGACUGUAACUCAUCCACAAUAGUCGGCAAAUACAGAUUCCCAGUUUUGCUAAAUAGCAGACCAGGAGAAGAAGGCAGAAUGCUUUUUUGUAUUGGUUUGCACAAGCAGCUGUAGCAAUCAUUCCAUUGAAAGGACUGAACACAUCCCUUUUCUGUAAAGAGUGUGCAAGGAGGAAACUGAGCGGGUUGUUGUUUUAAAUGAAAAAGCAGAACAGUGAAAUUUCCUUCCAUUAAACCUGCUACCUGUCUUUUUUUUGUAACUGUAGUAAGCAGUUUAUUGCAAGCAUGCUUUGUUUUUCCAAUAAUUUCAAAAUAAUUAAGAUACAUUAAAUAUACAUCACUACAGUCGUUCAAACCUGGUAUGUCCCUUUUCUAUUGCAAAAGAUCUAAAUAAUGAUCUUGUGAAGGAGGUAACAGCACCAGGUUACUGAAGAAAUUAUCCUGGAAUAUAUUUUACCAGCCCAUACCUCAAAGAGUUGUUCUCCCUUGUUGCCAGCAUCUUAAUAGAAAUUAAAUCAGCACUUGAACUGUUUGCUAUGGUGUGAUAUUUAGGCACAGGGCCAAGGCCUAUUAGGUCAUGAUGGCUUGGGUAACUUUUUCAACCACUGUGUACAAAGAAGAAGAGAAUGGUUUUGUUAUUCUUUUGUUCAGAGUCAAAAGGAGGGGUUAUUGCUUUUAGUAAGGCCUUGUCACCUUGCCUGAUCUACAGUGCACUCAAAGAUGCUUGUGAGGCUCCACUUUAGAAAUCACUACAAGUGGUUUAUCAUUGCUCCUCGAAACAAGUUCAGAAUGCCAAAACGAAAUCACUCCCUCAGUUGCUGUUGAACAAACCAGGAUACCAAGCAAAUUGGUGGGAUUACAGAGUAUGAAAAUAAUGUUUUAGACAAGGAAAAGUAUUGAAAGAACAAAUCAAGUGGACUGUUGCUUGUCUGUUAGCUACUUCACCAGGUAAUUCGAGACCGAGGUAAACAGACAAAGCCAGCUGGGCCUCAAUUAAAAAUGGAAAGUGCUCCUAUAAAACAUGUUGAAUUAGAUCACUUGUCUUUAGAAUUGAAAGUUGUUUUCUUGAGAGGUAUUAAAAUUCUGUCAACACUUGGUGAUGUCUGCAUAUGUAGUGGAACUCCCCCCAACACUCACCCACAGAACCAGUAUCCCACCAGACAGUUGUUUUUCGGCUCAGAAGGAAGUACACCUCCAGCUCAGUAGGUGUUCACUCACGUAUGGAGCUGCCUGGGAGCUGUGAGUUGUCCAAAAAAGCCUUAUUGUUCUCAAUAUUCAUAGAAUAAACAUUUUAUAUUUGCUUUCCCUUUUACCUGGCAUUUUCAUUUUCAUUUAGUUACAGUGCUUAACAAAAAAUCUAGUUUGCAUUAUUAAAGUCAGCGGGGAAAAAUGCAUAUUUGUUCAUAUUAUGUUAAAAAGACAUUUCUAUUUUUUCACUGUAGAAUUGUUAAUUGUAAGGUGUGUGUGAAUACAUAUAUUUUCACAGUGUAUAUGUAUUCACAAAUGCAGUUUAUAUAUACAGUAUAUAUAUCAUCCAGAAUGUUACUAUAAAUUUUGUUUUUAUUUUUUUUCCUUUUUUUUACCUUUUAGAGCCUUUUAAUUGCUGUUAUAAAAAAGAAUAUGAUGGCUUUUCUUUUUUAAAUUUGUAAUCACAACCUUGGGAAAUAUUUUGCGUUUCUCUGGAAACAGUGAAAUGGGUAGGGCUGCUGCAUUGUGCUGUUGCCUCAGACCCUUUUAAUUUACUACCACUCGGUAGACUGUGCUGAUAGCAUAGUUGUUUUUAUUAUUAAUAUUAUUACAAUGAUGAUUAUUAGUAUUAGUAUCUUUUUUUAAGUAGCAAAUUAAACUGGUCUACUAAACAAUGAAUCUGAGAAUUAAUUAGACAAUAACCAUUUAAUUACUACUGUACUGGACAGAUUAAUUCUGCUGUACGCGGUGAAAAUGUAUGUUUUUUUAAGCCCUCUCUUUCUGUAGUUUUCAAAUUUUACUAACACAGAUUAACUAUUGACUAUGUUGUAUACCAUUUAUGGGCCAGAACAGAAUUUAUAUAUAUAAAAAAUCUGGUCCUUCUAAACUUGAAAAAAGAAAGCUGGAAUGCUAAUCACCCAGAGUUCUCAGAGGUCUGCUCUUCGUGUUGCCUUUUGGUUUUGGUCUCUGGGUUUUUGCUUAAGUUGGACCACUGGCACAGGGACUGCAUGGUGUUGUUCACAGCGAUAGUGCCAUGAUGUCCGGAUGGCUUUUGCCAUCAGUGAUCAUGUGAUGCUUUUGUGCACAGCAAGCAAGGUUUCGGCCAUGCUGUCUUCAAGCCUGACGAGCCAGCACUGUCACACUGCCACAGAGGAAAUGUCUUGUAAUACUGCCCCUCUGUUUAGACCACAUUAUGCUCGACUCCCUCCACGUCAGCAGAGAUCAAAGUCUAAGAAACCAGAUGUUUGUGUCCCACUUUUAAUUUCUUGUUUGCCACUGUAUACUAAGAGGCACUAAAAGCAUAACAAAUGCUAAUGAUUUCCAUACUCAUGUGUUGGGCUUUCAAUGCUUCUUAGUACGGUAAAUAAAUUUGGGCUCCUGAGCAAAGCGAGACCGCAUUUUAGAAACUCUUAAGCUGUUUCUAAAGCCGUUUGUGGAGCUACAGUUGUGCUGACUGGGGCUCUCCACUUGUAAUUGGAAGGUUGUGGGUUCACAUCCCCAGUGGAGCACUGUUACAGUAUGGUACUGUACACUGCUCAAAGGCCCUUCAUCAAGGUAUUUCACUCAUACUGCUUCAAUAAAGUACCCAGCUGUGCACAUGGUUACAAAUGUAAGUUGCUUUGGAUAAAGCAUAUAUUGAUAUUACAUCUUUACAUGGAAAAGAAAUUAAGUAUUCUGAUCUGAAAAAAGCACGAAGGGCUGUUUGCCCAGUGCCUGAACUAGUCAAGGCAAUGAGCAGAAGAAUCCUGGGAGACAGCAAUGAUGGCAGCUUUCUAUGCUGAAAUGAAUUCCUUGAAUUGUACCUGUGUGACGUACAUUGUAGUUGACAAAUUGGUGGUUGAUUGCUCAACGCACCUUUGUUCUUAAGACGACCCUUAUAAAUUGUCUGUGUUGUAUCAAAUUUGUUGGUGAGGCAUUGUUAGUACAUGCAAUGUAUUCUCGUUAGGGGACCGAGAACAAAUCUGGAUUUCUUUUCAAAAACUGAAAGGCGCAAAUACAACCAGAAGAACAUAAAAGGGCAAAGACUUGCUCAUCUAGCAAUCCUCUGAGGUUGCCAACAUGGCCUCAAACAGCUUGGAUUUUUACGCAAAACCCAUUUUGAGGAUAAGAAAGCCUAGUCUGGAUGUGAGAACUGCUAAGGAGCCAGGGAGAAAUGAGGACUGCAAAGGAGUUUUGGAAGCUUGUUCAACUUGUUGCUCUGUAACUAGUGAAAGUUGCCAGAAUUAGGACUUAUGUUGCAGCCAAACUAAUGGAACAUUUGUUCAAUGGUAAAACAGAAAAAAUAAAAAAAUGAAAAUGAAAAAUACAACAAAAAAAAGUUUCUUUGUAUGAGGGCCAAGUGCUAUCGCUUUCAAAACUGUUAACUGAAACAAUAAUUGGUUUAAAACCACUGUGUAUGUAGAUACGUUGACUUUGUAUUAAAGAAAAGAUUGUCUGAAAGCAA